AUGGCUGAAAAAACGUUUAAUUCUAAUGAUUAUGAAAUACAAACGUCUGAAAAUAAUCAAUCAUCAAAUUUACAUGAAUUUCGAGAAAUGAUGGAUGUCGCACUCAAUUUAGAUGUAUCAGCUGAUACGAAUAAUGAUGAAACAUCUAUUGAUGAACAAAGUAUUAAUCAAGCUUUAUUAUCAUUAGAUAUUUGUGAUGAUAAUCGACAAAUAAAUAGAAUUCAUACUAAUACAGCUGUUUCAGUUGCAGAAUUACCUAGUGGUAUAACUGAUAGUCUUAAUGUAGCUGCAAAACAAUUAUCUUUACUUUAUGAAAGUGUUGUUAAUGUAACAACAACUGAACAAGAGGAAGAUUCUUUUGAAGAUACACCUGAAAGAGAAGAUGAAAUUGCUAGUAGUUUUGUUAAACCAUGUUCAGAACAACAAAGAGUUCAAUUUCAAUCUUCAUCAACUACUCCUAAACCAACAACUCAUACAAUGACAAGUGGUAAUCAACAACAAAAACGACAUAUUAUGAUAAGUUAUAAUCGUUCAUCACGCGAAACAUGUCAGAAAAUUUAUGAUCGUCUUGUGGAAAGAAAUUAUAAAGUUUGGAUGGAUUUAACAGAUAUGGGUGAUGAUAUACUUGUUAGUAUGGCUCGAGCUGUAGAAGAUUCUUAUAUUGUACUUCUUUGUAUUAAUCAAAAAUACUAUGAAAGUGAUUAUUGUCGAUUAGAAGCUGAAUAUGCAGCUGAAAAUCGAAUUAAAUUUAUUCCAUGUUUAAUGGAACAAUCUUUUCGUGCUCAAAGUUGGUUGGGUAUUAUAAAAGAAUUAAUUCGUCAAAUAACAUAUGUUGAAAAAAAAUUAUCAUUACAACCUCGUCGUACUCCUGCACCUUCUUCAAUGGUAAAUCCAAUGAAAUUAGUAUCAAUGUCUACAUCACAUGCAACAGCAGCAACACAUACAAAUGAUGUAAAUUCUCGUCGUUUUGAUGAUAUUAUUCGUGAAUAUAAACAAUCAAUAAAGAAAAAACGACAUCAAUUAACUCGAUUAAAACGAAACGAAUUAUCAGAUCUUAUUGUUAAACUUCGUCAAGAGUUAUUUACUGAAACAUCACAAGUAUUAACAGAUAGUGAUAGAUCAGACGAAGAAGAUGAAAAACAACAUAAUGAUAAUCACCUUUUAGAACAACUUUUAGGUCGAACAUUAGAUCAAAAUGAUUUAUUAUUAAGAUUAGUUGAUCGUUUAACAACACCACAACCUACACAACAGAAUAAUACACAUAAUUUAGAUAUCAAUGCAAUUUUCAAAGUAAUAUUGGCUAUUAUGCUUCUAUGGGCGUUACAUUUAUUAUAUCGUAAAGAAUAA
Molecule: messenger RNA, 1347 nt
Organism: Rotaria sordida
Lineage: Eukaryota; Metazoa; Rotifera; Eurotatoria; Philodinida; Philodinidae
Source: the annotation of a GenBank genome assembly